Molecule: messenger RNA, 2561 nt
Organism: Odocoileus virginianus texanus
Lineage: Eukaryota; Metazoa; Chordata; Mammalia; Artiodactyla; Cervidae
Gene: TMEM192
Product: transmembrane protein 192
Cellular component (GO): lysosomal membrane; late endosome
Source: RefSeq, a predicted model, not a curated record
UCCGGAAGGCGGUGUGGGCGCAGGUGCGGAGACUGGGAGGCUCGGCUGCGGCCUCCGGCGGCCGGCAGUAUGGAGGACGGUUCCUUGGAUCUCAUCCAGAGUAUUGAAGAUGACCCCCUUCUGGACACCCAGCAUCUUCCACAUCACUCUUUACAUGCUCAUUUUUGGCCCAGAUUCCACCCUCUUCCUACAGUCAUCAUAGCAAAUCUUCUCUUGUUGAUACAUCUUGUGUUUGUUAUUUUAGCGCUUUUAACAGGUGUGCUUUGUUCUUACCCCAAUCCAAUGGAGGACACGUGCCCAGGAAACUACACCAACCCGUUGAAAGUUCAGACAGUCAUAAUCCUUGGAAAAGUUAUUUUGUGGAUUCUGUAUUUCCUUCUUGAACAAUACGUCCAGUAUCACCAUUGCAAAGUAAGAAACCGAGGCUAUAACAAGAUCUACCGGUCAACAAGACAUCUGAAAAGACUUCCGCUGAUGAUACACUCCACUGGCAGCACGGCGCUCCUCCUCCUCCUCUGCCUGCAGCACUCCUUCCCUGAGCCCAGCACAUGGUACCUGGACCUCAUGUUGGCCAUCCUGGCCCUGGAGCUGAUCUGUUCCCUGACGUGCCUGCUUGUGUACACAGUGAAAAUCCAAAAAUUUAAUAAAGCCAAGCCACAGCCUGACGUACUUGAAGAAGAGAAAAUCUAUGCUUACUCCAACAAUAUUACUUCAGAGACUGGAUUCAGGCCUCUCUCGAGCCUGGAGGAGGUUGUGGAGAAGCAGGGAGACAUCAUAGUGUACCUGAAGCGACACAACGCGCUCCUCAGUCAGCGGCUGCUGUCCUUCUCAUCCUCUGACCUCGGCUCUCAGCCAAGUGGGAUUUGACAGCAAUUCCAGAGGAACCAGAGUCACUUAAGACUGAUCAACUCCCUGACAAGGUGUCACAGGAGAUUGCAGCUUUGCCAAGUACCAUUCUACAGUUUCUGUUGGAAACCUGAAUCUGAUUCUCACCUGUGUGACUGUUUAAUAAGUAGGACACAUGGAUCAUUUGAAAGGCACUUUGAAGAGCCUUGAUAACUCCUGGAAGGUAUAUCGUCUGCACAUUUUGAAAUUAUUUAACCACUUGGUUUAUCCUAGGUCAAAGUGUAGUUUAGACAUCUCCUUGGCCAACAUUUUUUCCAUACUCUUUGCAACUUGGUGAUAAUUUGUCUUUUUGUAAAGAAAGUCUGACAUGACAAGCUACUUAAAAUGGGGUUUUGAUCAAAUGAGUUUUUCCCACUUUUAUACAGGUGAGAGAAGUCAUCAUUUGUCAUGAUUAGUGGUUUUUUCCAUGGAGCCGAUGUAUUUUAUAUGCUUCUGUGGUAUUGGAUAUCCUUGGCCCUUAUAGUUUUUAUAAAGAAUUUCCCACUAGGUGAUUUACCUUCCAAACCCUACAGUUUUCCAUCCUCCAGAAGAUGUGAAGUUUACUUGGAGCAGUGUUAGGCCAACCGGUGCCGCCUGUGACUGCAGCAGGGGCUGUGCCUGGCAGCACCAGAAACGGAGAGGACUUCAGGCUUUCUCUUUCUUUCCUUUGACCCUUCUUUGAGAGAUUGCAGUUUCAGUAUUGACCAGUUCUCAUUGAAUCAGUAAGUUCACUGAUUUAAAAGGAGUCUUCUGUGGCUUUUAGUUUGUCUGAAAGAAGAAAAGAACUUUUUUAAAAUCUUGGAUUAUACUUAAAAAUUAUGGGAAAAAUGUCUUAUCAACUGUUUAUAUACAGAUAUUAAACAUAUCUAAUUCUUCAGAUAAAAUGAAGCAUUUCUAUGUGUAAAUGGCAUUUUUCCUCCAUUUUUCCUGCUUUGCCCUUUUCAUUAAGCAGUUUGCUUUGGCGCCUUUCCAUGCUGCCUCAGAAAACUUCUUGCUUGAAUGCUUAACGAGAGGGGAUAUUUGUGAUUAGGUAUGCUGCUAAAAAUCUCUUUUAUAUUUAGCUGAAUAAUGAACAUUUGAUUUAAAAAUCUUUGAGCUAUACAUAACUGUUUGACAAAGAAUGACUUCAGUGGGUCAUCCCACACUUAUGAAAUGGCACACGUCUAUUUCCUUCAGAUACAGCCCUCUCAGAGCACUCUCAGGAUUUUCUGCUGAGGUCAGGUGAUUGAUUGCUUGUCACCUGCAAUCAGCCCCACUGAGUCCCCAAAAGUGACAGCAUUCACAAACUAAACCCAAAGUUGUAUUUUUAAAUUUAAAAUUAUAUCCAGGUUUCCUGACUUUCUCUUCCUCCCUUUUUUUCUUUUUCCCUUCCUUUUAGCAUUUCUCAAAGCUGUGGAAAUUUGUCUCUGUGCCCUGGAGAGCUUUUGCCUUUAGGUGUUUUCCUUAAGGAAAGCACUGGUGGUAGGUGAUUAAUGCUCAUAUAUAUUUUUCAAAUUCAGUUUGUAUCUAUCACCAGUUUCUAAGGUUAUGAGAUGAACUUUGGUUUACAGAGAAAAGUAUAGUUUAAAUGUUAGAACACUCAAGUUCUGACAGGAUGUCUGUAAAAUCACCAACACACUUUUCUAAACAAAAUGCUGAACAUUUCAAACAAUAAAAGAAAUUUAAAAAAGAAUGAA